AUGCAAUAUUUGUUGGGAUUAAUUUGCUUGACGGCAAUAUGCAUCGAGUCAGGUUUGGCAAUUUCUUGUUACGAGUGCAACAGCGCACUGGACAAACGUUGCAUAGGCGACGCCAACAACCAACUCAGCGACGAUCUGAGAAAACCCUGUCCGGAAAAGAAAGACGACAAACCCUACACCCUUUGCAGGAAAAUCAAGCAAAUGAUCGACUUUGAAGUAAAUGGACUUCAACCUGAUAGUAGAGUGAUUAGAACUUGUGGCUGGGAAGAUUCUCAGUACAAAAAUCGUUGUUAUCAGAGAUCAGGAUUCGGUGGCAGACAAGAAGUGUGCGCUUGUGAUGGCAACAAUUGUAAUGGAAGCUCGUUUGUAGCUGCCUCGAUGUCACUUGUAGCUGGGGUUUUGGUGCUUUUAAAAAUUCACAAUUUUUAA
Ceutorhynchus assimilis (cabbage seed weevil) is the source of this 429-nucleotide messenger RNA. The record is from the annotation of a GenBank genome assembly. NCBI's taxonomy places the organism in Eukaryota, Metazoa, Arthropoda, Insecta, Coleoptera, Curculionidae.